This is a messenger RNA of Ordospora colligata OC4, 858 nucleotides long. RefSeq lists its product as uncharacterized. The transcript has a single exon. The record is from RefSeq and is a predicted model, not a curated record. The coding region runs from base 1 to 858 and encodes 285 amino acids. NCBI's taxonomy places the organism in Eukaryota, Fungi, Microsporidia, Ordosporidae.
AUGGAAGAUAUAAACAUGCAUUAUUUGGACACAAAGAUUGCAUGCAUAAAAAGUGCACGAGAUAAGGUAUACAAAUUCAAGGCCAUUAACAACACAAUACGCAGGUACCUGGAUGAAAUACAUAUAUUAGAAAGUAAGAUACACAAGAUAGAUAUAAAGUUGGCGAAGUACAACAUGGUGGAUGUGUUGAGUGGAAAAUUGCCAGAAAUUGAUAGGAUGAGCUUUCAGAAUAUAGUUUCUAUUAUUAAAGAGCUGAUGGAUGCAAAAACACAGUUUUUUGAUGAAAAUGCAUCAGAAUACAUUAAUAAAUCAGACAAAUUAUUAAUAAUAGUCAAGAAAGCAGGAUUUAUAAAGCUGAAUGAAAUUAUAUACAAAUCUACUGAAGCAUUAUUAAUGAUUCCAGAAUUUAGCGUGUUUAUUGGACUUAUAAGCAAGGAUCAUGUUCACAAAAUAGAGCUAAAGGUUCUUCAAUCUAGAAAAGUUGAGUGUCUGAGGAAAGCGAUGUGUAUCACAAGCAGCAGAGAUAUGAUGUUCAAGCUGAUGAUCCAACAGGAACUGCAUAUUUUUGUCAGGCUUUUUCCAUUUGAGCUUGAUGUGUUGGAAGAGCGAUUAAAAAAUUACGAAGACAUAAGCGAAAUGUUCCAGCUUACGAUCUUUGGAUGCUUUGCUUUUUCAGUACUCAAGGAGUACUUCAUAAGCUGCAAUGCAAUGGAGUUGAAAGGGCUUAGAGAAAAAUUGCAUAAUGAAAUUGAUCAAUUUGCAGAAAGUAUGAAUGAAAAUACAAAUGUAAUUGAAAAAGAAGCAUUCUAUGCAUGUAUAUUAAUGUAUGUAUCUGUCAAAUACUACAUGUCUAUUUGA